AUGAUGCAUAUGACCUUCUACUGGGGCAAGAAAGUAACACUACUGGUUGAUUCAUGGAAGACUCAUUCAUGGACAAGCUAUGCUUCCACUCUAUUCAUUUGUUUUCUCUUUGCAAUCUUCUAUCAAUACAUGGAAGAUAGAAGAUCAAGAUUCAAAAUCAUCUCAGAAUCAUCAAAACCAUCUUCCUCAUCAAUCAAUUCACCCCUUAUUACUUCUUCUAGAUUUAAUCUUGGGAAGAACUCAGCUAGAGUAUCAGUUUCAAUUCUAUUUGGUGUGAAUUCAGCAAUAGGGUAUUUGUUGAUGUUAUCAAUUAUGUCAUUCAAUGGUGGGGUGUUUAUUGCUGUUGUUUUUGGUCUUAGUGUUGGGUAUUUUGUGUUCAGAAGUGGUAGUGAUGAUGAUGAGGUUAUGGCUUUGGAAAAUCCUUGUGCCUGUUCUUGA
This is a messenger RNA of Papaver somniferum (opium poppy), 438 nucleotides long. RefSeq names its product copper transporter 5-like. Gene Ontology annotation, cellular component: plasma membrane. NCBI's taxonomy places the organism in Eukaryota, Viridiplantae, Streptophyta, Magnoliopsida, Ranunculales, Papaveraceae. The transcript has a single exon. The coding region runs from base 1 to 438 and encodes 145 amino acids. The record is from RefSeq and is a predicted model, not a curated record. Gene Ontology annotation, biological process: copper ion transmembrane transport; intracellular copper ion homeostasis. Gene Ontology annotation, molecular function: copper ion transmembrane transporter activity.